AUGCCGACCCAGGCGAUGUCCCCCCGCGAGCAGUGCACAGGCUGCCACUUUCCUAUAGAGGACAGAUACCUUCUCAAGGUGAUGAACGAUUCCUGGCACGAGAGCUGCCUUCAGUGCGCGCUUUGUCGCGUGCCGCUGACCGGAUCUUGUUUCUCACGUGACCGGAAGCUAUAUUGUAAAGACGACUACAACAAACUCUACGGAACCAAGUGCACGGGGUGCCACCAACACGUCGCUCCCAAUGAUCUGGUGAUGCGGGCCGCCAGCCUGGUGUACCACUUAGACUGCUUCUGCUGCAUCGUCUGUGGGCAGCGGCUCCAGAAGGGCGAUGAGUUUGUUCUGAGAGAUGGGCAGCUCUUCUGUCGCAUCGACUUCGAGAAGGAGUUCAGCUUCCUGCCUCUCAGCCCUAAAAGUGAUACUAGUGACUGUUGUUAUGACGACGGCGAUGGCGGCGACCUCGGAAACAGUAAAGGUCCCAAAAGGCCAAGGACGAUUUUAACAACGAGUCAAAGGCGAAAGUUCAAGGCUUCGUUUGAGGUCAACCCCAAACCAUGCAGAAAAGUGAGAGAGUCCCUGGCAGCAGAGACCGGUCUCAGCGUCCGGGUGGUCCAGGUGUGGUUUCAAAACCAGAGAGCCAAGGUGAAGAAAAUAGCUCGCAAGCAGAACCAGGAAACGAACAACAACAACAGCAACAGCAAAGACAACAGCGACAGCAACAGCAGCAAAAAGUCCUCAAAGUCCCAAAAGAAGAAGAAGGAAGAGGAAAGCGACUCCUCCGACUGCGGGGGAGAUCACACCAGUAGCGAUGAACCCCUGUCUGCAGAGACCAGCUCAUGGCAUUUAUUUACUAGUCAAGACAUCGGAGACACAAUGUAUCCUGACACCCCCAUAGGCAUGGAUGAUGGAAUGGACCACUUUGAGCACGUGCUGAUGUCAGAGGCCGGGGGUCACCACCAUCCUGGGAUCAUGUCCGUUGGAGGGAUCAUCAACCCAAUAGACAAGUUGUACUCAAUGCAGAGUUCCUACUUCAGCUCCGAAUAG
Candidula unifasciata is the source of this 1041-nucleotide messenger RNA. NCBI's taxonomy places the organism in Eukaryota, Metazoa, Mollusca, Gastropoda, Stylommatophora, Geomitridae. The record is from the annotation of a GenBank genome assembly.